AUGUCCUUUCAUUUUUUCCGAAAUGGGGAGUUUGUUCCAACUCUGGCUGUGUGCAUCUUAUUCGAUGAAACAAAUGCGGCUUUUGCAUCAUCCCCAUGCGUCGGUCCGGCUGGGUUUAUGUCGGCCACGCAAAAACAACUAGAGUCUACGCGGCGUGAUACGGGGGAAUGGGUUCAUGAUUCUCUCAAAUAUGAAAUGCAUCAAAAACACUCAUACUUCAUCAACGUUCGGGUUGAUCAAUCUGGAGUGCACGAUAUUGCCACUUGCGGGGUGGCCAUCUUUCCCCGUCUAAUUUGCCAUGAAGCCCAUCCCUUCUCCCAGCAGCAGCUCUUUGGCGACCAAGGUCCUUCAUCGGAGAUAUCCAUGGAGAAACUUUCUGACCGAACUAUCACCACGAACACCACGACUGGGACCACGAAAACAUGCCAGUUCCAUGCCCGCGCAAUCCCCAUUUACAUUCCCAUCUAUAUAUUCCCAGCUCGCAAGGGUCAUUAUUCCCAGACCAACAGCGUCUACGCCCACUAG
This is a messenger RNA of Colletotrichum lupini, 525 nucleotides long. RefSeq lists its product as uncharacterized. The record is from RefSeq and is a predicted model, not a curated record. Bases 1 to 525 code for a protein of 174 amino acids. The transcript has 6 exons. NCBI's taxonomy places the organism in Eukaryota, Fungi, Ascomycota, Sordariomycetes, Glomerellales, Glomerellaceae.